Messenger RNA from Plasmopara halstedii, 513 nucleotides. RefSeq lists its product as uncharacterized. The record is from RefSeq and is a predicted model, not a curated record. The transcript has a single exon. NCBI's taxonomy places the organism in Eukaryota, Oomycota, Peronosporomycetes, Peronosporales, Peronosporaceae. Bases 1 to 513 code for a protein of 170 amino acids.
AUGGACGCCUUCUUUCAAAAGCUUUCCAGCCGUGUGUUAUUCACCCCUGCCAAGUUGGUACCAGCUGAGAAGACCGAUAAGCUCUCCACCCCAAGCAUCUCACGUUCUCAUAUGGUGCACCCUCAAGUCAUGAAGCAGCCGCUCGAUUUGCCGCGCGGUCGCAUUGCACACUGGGACAAGAAGCGUGAAAAAUGUAACAAUUGCCAGCACAUCUACCUUAAGACACUAAGUAAGCACCCAGGCUUCUGCUCCGUUGACUGCAAAUCCAAUAUGGUCUACCUCGAAAAGGUUAACUGCACUAUCCGUGCCGUACAAGAGCAAUGCCGGCAGAAAAAGCAACAACAAGAAAGGCUAUUGCAACAAAAGUCCUCUCAAAAUGUUAAGCAGCAGUCACUUGGUAAUCAUGAGCUGAAGGUCGUCCAUUGUGAUAGCAAGACCUUUGCAGAGUUUGACAUUGAGUCCCGCAUACUCGGGGCCAACAAUGUCGAGUGGGCCUUCAGCGCUAUGUAUUAA